Molecule: messenger RNA, 1323 nt
Organism: Wallemia mellicola CBS 633.66
Lineage: Eukaryota; Fungi; Basidiomycota; Wallemiomycetes; Wallemiales; Wallemiaceae
Product: CoA-transferase family III
Exons: 4
Coding region: 49-1236 (395 amino acids)
Molecular function (GO): catalytic activity
Source: RefSeq, a predicted model, not a curated record
AUCAAAAUAGUCGAUUUGUCUAGAGUCUUAGCUGGCCCAUUAUCUACUAUGCUAUUAGCUGAUAUGGGCGCUAACGUUAUAAAGAUAGAAGAGCCAACUAGGGGCGAUGAUACACGCUCUUGGCUACCACCUGCAGCCAAGUUGAAACCAAACCCAGCUGCACCGCAUUUACCACCUGAAUCAGCCUAUUUUUUAUCUACAAAUAGAAACAAACGUAGUUUAGCUUUAAAUUUAAAACAUAAAUCUGGACAAUCCAUUAUCAAAAAGCUAGUAAAAGAUGCUGAUGUCUUUGUUGAAAAUUAUCUACCUGGAAAGUUAUCAGAGUUUGGUUUGGGAUAUGAAGAUAUAAAAUCUAUAAAUCCAUCCAUAAUUUACGCUUCAAUCACUGGGUACGGUCAAACCGGGCCAUUCGCCAAUGCACCCGGUUAUGAUGUUUUAAUUGAAGCGGAAGCUGGAUUAAUGCAUAUAACAGGUGAGAAGCAGGGCAAUCCCGUUAAAGUUGGUGUUGCUAUCACAGAUAUAACGACUGGUUUAUAUGCCCAUGGUGCGAUCUUAGCUGCAUUGUUUAACAAAUUACGUACGGGUGAAGGCGCACAUCUCGAUAUCAGUUUAUUUGAAAGCCAAAUUGCAAGUUUAGCCAACAUAGCAUCCAAUUAUUUGAUAUCUGGAAAGGAAGCUGAAAGACAGGGUACUUCACAUCCUUCUAUUGUUCCAUAUCAGACAUUCACCGCGUCAGAUGGUUACAUUAUGAUCGGUGCAGGUAAUGAUAAACAGUUUGUCUCCUUAGCAGAAGUCCUCGGAAAGGAUGAGUGGAAUUCUGACGAGAGAUACAAAACCAAUGCUAGCCGCGUUAAUUAUCGCGACGAACUUGUUGGUCAACUCAACUGCAUUUUAAGUAAACAAAGUAUCGACUACUGGUUGAAGAAGUUUAAAGGUAGCAGAUUUUCAUUCGGGCCAAUCAACAAUAUACAACGGACAUUCGAGCAUCCGCAAUCUUUGGCAAGGAAUGUUGUCACAGAAAUUGAACAUCCUCGUAUUGGUAAUGUCAAGUUGACGGCACCUGCUAUCGGAUACUCUGGAGAGAAGCUUAAAAUAACAAAGCCACCACCAUACUUGGGUCAACACACAAAUGAAGUACUCAGAGAGGAAGGCUACACGGAUGACGAGCUUCUACAAUUCAGGAAAGAGGGUGUAGUUAUAGACAAUAGUGCUACACCAAGGGAUAGUAAAUUGUAAAUUGUAAAAGUGAUAGGUAGUAUACCAAGAUCAGAUAAUAUUGUAAAGAAGGAAUAACGAAUGAUAAAUGAAUAAACUAUGCCGUCU